This is a messenger RNA of Drosophila mauritiana, 1261 nucleotides long. RefSeq lists its product as uncharacterized. The coding region runs from base 82 to 1170 and encodes 362 amino acids. NCBI's taxonomy places the organism in Eukaryota, Metazoa, Arthropoda, Insecta, Diptera, Drosophilidae. Gene Ontology annotation, cellular component: snRNA-activating protein complex. Gene Ontology annotation, molecular function: sequence-specific DNA binding. The record is from RefSeq and is a predicted model, not a curated record. The transcript has a single exon. Gene Ontology annotation, biological process: snRNA transcription by RNA polymerase II; snRNA transcription by RNA polymerase III.
UAACCGGCGAAUGUUAUUGUUUAUAUUUUGCGGCACUUUGAAUGCGAGAUGCGCAUAUAUUUCGCGUAACUAAGAUCCAAAAUGGAGUUGAAUAUCUUCGACGACUGCUGGGAGCUGGUGCAACGAUUUCAGCGAUUGGUCAACGAUGGCGAAAACUGCGAGUUCGAGGUGUUCUGCCGGUGCUGGCGAGAAAUGCAGCUGCAGCAUCUAUUCACUGCCCAAACGAACCACACAGAGGUGAUAGCCACCACUCUGGCGGCCCUGCAUGUGGCCAAGCGGCUGUCGUGCUCCCGACGCACCACCGGGGACGUUUUUCCGGCAUCUCGCGCUCAAAGGAUCGGAGGUUUCUUUCUGCUCUACGUAAUCUACUACAAGCAGCCCACCCACAACUUUAUUAAGAUCGAGGUCUCACCGCGCACUUGGCAAGAACUAACGGACUACGCUCUAGAUCUGCGCAAGGAUAGCCCGGAGCGGAAGGACACCCAUCAGAUCGCCUACAUGCUGUGGCGCCUGACCCAGGAGCAGGCCUUCCGCUUCACAGCGCUCGACUAUUGCCAGGGUUUGGACAAUCUGGUGGACUACGACCGUGUGGAGACCAUAGCGGGUGCCAAGGAACAGAGGCAGAGUGCCUUGAUGCAGAAGCAACAGCGUGCGAACGGCGUCAGUCUCACAUAUGAACUGGAGGGUCUGCGAGCACUGGACCAGGCAAGUCAGCCAUUGUGCGAACUGGAAGCGGCAUACAAUGCCCAAAAGAAGCAAUUGGCGACUGGUCAUGAGCACGCAUUACCGCCCACUCAAAUAUUCGGCCAUUUGCGAGAAGUGUUUGCCGAUAUCCAAAGUGUUCUAGGAGCUAGGAAGAGUACUCCAGAUGAGGAAUGUCCUACAACAUCUACAGGCAACCAGUUGGAAGUGCGCCAAAGGGUGCGGAACAAGGCCAUGUACGGCGUCGAGCAACGGGAGCCGCAACACCAGGCGGAUGAACUAGAAGUGCAGCUGGAGGUCAACGAGUCUUAUCAACGCCGCACGUCCUCGGCCACCGUUUUCCAGAGGGAUCUUCCAGAAGACUUGCAGCAAGAGUAUGAAAUGAUUGAGUUUAGUGACGACGAGGAAAGGGAAGUGGGUGAAAGCGAGGUCACGGAAGAAGAAUUCAGAGCUAUUUUGGAUAGUUGAGUUAGUUUAUAAAACUGUUACAUAAUUAAAUAACUAGCAUAUUUUGUAUUUUUGCGUUUUGUGAUCUUGGUUAUCUGUUGCAAAUAAAAUA